AUUUGGCAACCUUGUUUCUAGUCACAUAACGAAUAUUAUCCGAAAUGGCUUUUGGUUAUACGUCUAUAUACGUACAUAGGAAUGUUUUUAAAUUUUUCAAUCGAAAUUUUAUUGUAGUUACUUCUAAAUUUGUAAUACAAUUCUUUUUUGUACUUCGAAUAUACAUAUUUGAUGUUUAUUAGAAUCGGGUUCCUACAUUCAUUCAUUUAAUUACAAUUCUUUUGCCACCUCAAAAUGAAUAUAUUAAAAGGUUUGACAAGAAUCAAGUCUAGUUUUGCCCGUUUCAUUGAGACCACCAACAACUUCAUGUGGGUACAUCAUAGUGAGAAAUUCGCUGAUAGACGGUUGGUUGUGGAGGAAUUAUCGGAUCGAGAAUUGGUUAGAGUACAGGGAGAAGAGGUUGUGCCCUUCUUGCAAGGACUCAUAACGAAUGACAUGACUCAUUUGCAGUCGGGCAGUACACCUCUUGCCAAAACUCCUGCAAUGUACACAAUGUUUCUGAAUAAGGCCGGUCGAGUGCUGUAUGAUUCAAUUAUAUACCGCACUCCAGAACUGAAUACGUAUUUGAUUGAAUGCGAUAAAUACAUAUCAAACGAACUUCGACGACAUUUGCGGCUUUAUCGCGUUCGCAGAAACAUUCAGAUAGAUUCUGUAGGCCAAGAGUAUCGCCCAUGGAUUGUUUUUAAUCCAGUUGGCAGCGUUGUUCGAAUGGAUACUAGUGUACAAGUGGGGCAAGAAGUUAUAUCUACACCGGAUCCACGUAUACGGGACCUUGGUACUCGUGUUAUAACAAAAUCAGAUAAAACUUGGAAGGACUUGGCUAAUAUGUUUUCUAAAACGGGUGAUGUGACAGUUGCAAAACCUACAAAUGACUGCAACUACCGAAUGCAUCGCUAUCGUUAUGGCGUCGGUGAAGGUGUUCAUGACCUUCCACCUGGCAAAAGUUUUCCUUUGGAAGCUAAUUGUGAUUACUUGCAUGGUGUUAGCUUUCACAAAGGCUGUUACAUUGGGCAAGAGCUAACAGCUCGUGUUCAUCAUACAGGAGUAGUGCGAAAGCGCAUAAUGCCUUUACGCUUGACUGUUCCAGCGCCACCGAAAUCAUGGACUAUCUCAACCGAAACUGGGACAAACGUUGGCCUAAUUCGUGGUGCAAACUUUGAUAGAGCAUUGGGGCUAUUGCGAGUAGAGCAAGCUUUGAAUUCACCCAAAUUAUUCAUUGACGGCAAAAUAUGCUAUGUAGAAAAACCAUAUUGGUGGCCAUCAGAACUGCCUAAGAAGGCUAGAGUAGAUGGCUGCUAGGAAGCAAUUUUGCAUAUAUUUGACGUAUAUUUAUUAUAUCUCGUCAGAUUUUAUUCUUGUUUUGUAUUGUUUUUAAUCAAAACAAAAUUAUAAUAUAUGAAUAAAAAUUG
Messenger RNA from Rhagoletis zephyria (snowberry fruit fly), 1409 nucleotides. Its product is annotated as putative transferase CAF17 homolog, mitochondrial. Gene Ontology annotation, molecular function: protein binding. Gene Ontology annotation, cellular component: mitochondrial matrix. Gene Ontology annotation, biological process: iron-sulfur cluster assembly. The record is from RefSeq and is a predicted model, not a curated record. Lineage: Eukaryota; Metazoa; Arthropoda; Insecta; Diptera; Tephritidae.